GCAGCAGUGAGAGCGCAACCGCCCACCUCCUGUGAGCUUGCACUCACAACAGAGCUGCUCAAAAUGGCGGCAGCUUCCUCUCUCCGGCUGCCGUUGAUACACAAUUUAAACCGGAGAAAUUCCCCCGUGCAGGACUCGGACAGCCCCGAGAACCGACAAGAUGACGAAGUAGGAGUCGAAGGGCCCAGCCUGCGAGUUUUAGCAGAUUUGGAGCCCGAAGAGAUCGAGAGGAGGUUGGAGAAAACUCGCCGGGAGCUGAGCAACAGGAGAAAAAUUCUCAUUAAGAACCUGCCGCAAGACAUUAGCAACCAGGAAGUUCAUGACAUUUUAAAAGAAUAUGAGCUUAAAUACUGUUAUGUGGACAGAAAUAAAGGGACAGCGUUUGUGACAUUAUUAAACGGGGAGCAGGCGCAGGAUGCCAUCCGUAUAUUCCACCAGACUACUCUCAGGGGAAGAGAACUCUCUGUCCAGCUUCAGCCAACAGACUCCUUACUGUGCAUCACGAACCUGCCCCACACCUACACUCUGCAGCAGUUUGAGGAAUUGGUCCGCAUGUAUGGGAACAUCGAGAGGUGCUUCCUGGCAUGCAGUGAAGUCACAGGGCAUUCCAAGGGUUAUGGGUUUGUGGAGUACAUGAAGAAGGACUCCGCCUCGAAGGCCAGGUCAGAACUGUUGGGAAGGCAGCUGGGGGAUCGUGCUGUCAUGGUCCAGUGGACAGAUGUCAACCAGCUGACUGCUGACAGCCUUCAUUCCAAGUGUCUUUGUGUAGAUAAACUUCCUGCAGACUUCACUGACAGCGAAGAGCUGGAAGAAAUGUUCUCCAGAAUAAGCAAACCUGUUUUCUGCCAGCUUGCUCAGGAUGAAGGCAGCCCCAUUGGAGGCUUUGCCGUUCUGGAGUACGAGACUCCAGAGCAGGCUGAGGAGGUCCUGAGGGAAAUGGACAGGCAAGUGAUCGGAGGCAGUGAAGUCCGAGUUUCCUUCUGUGCGCCGGGGACUGCAGGCAGGAGCACGCUGGCCGCACUCAUCGCUGUACAAGGGGUGAUGGCUAAUAACAAGAAAGGCCUUCUUCCCGAGCCGAGCAUUGCCCAGAUGUUAAACAGCAUGAGUAACCCUGCUGCACUACAAGUCCUGAUGAGACCCUACCAGUCUGCCACUGCUGGUAAACCUCCUGGGAUUGUUGGUCUACCUCAAGGCAUGCCCUUCCUGCGCAGCCCACCAUUGACUGCAGCGCUGCUGCAGCUUGGAAAAGUCCAGCAGAAUGCCAUGCUUGGUAACGGGCUGGUAUUGCAGAAUAUCUGGCGGAUGCAGCUUGCACAUCAACAGCUAGUUCAGCUAAAGGAAAAGCAGGCAAACCAUGCAUCCAGCCUCCUUGGAGAUCCUUCCAGAGUGCUGCUGCAGAAGGCCAUGGGGAUGCGAGCCCCUCCUCCAGUGAAUAUGGGUAAAGGGCUUUUGGGAGACUCUCCUAAUGGUUUGUCUUCAGAGGCAGGUCCGGCAGCCCCUCAGACCCCAGGAGAGCAGGCUGGCAUGAAGGCGUACAUGUCCAGUCGACGGUACCUAGGACACGCUGCAGUGGAGCAGGACGGGGGAGCGGAGACACAAGCCAGUGCCAUGGGGGGCUCAGCUGGGACCCCUCCAGGCGGACAUGGCUAUCAUCAGGGCCUUCCAAAUCCCAUGGUGCUUGCAGGAGCACAGAAGCAGCAAAGUCUGCCAGGGAACAAUGAAAGCAGCUCCAGUGCAGUUACUGCGUCUAGCAGCCAGACAUCCCUGCUGGGAGAGCCACCUAAAGAACUGAAAGUGCCUUCCAACCCGUAUCUGAACAUGGCGAGCGUGCUUCCUGGCAUGCUCUUACAGGCUCCACAUGGCAUUAAACCUCAGUCAGCUCAGCAUCACAGUGGAGUAGUUUACGGAUCUACACUGAAUCCUACUGUCCCUCAGACUUCUGGAUCAUAUGCAGUGGAGAACACUACUGAUUAUUCUCAGCAAUACAGGGAAUAUUCACAGGAAGCCAUGCAGCAGUGGUAUCAGCAUUAUCAAGCACAGGGCUAUUCCAGUAACUCCUUGGAGGCAGGGCUGGUCGAGUAUGGAAAGGAACAGACCGAGAUGUCUGCUUAUGCACAGCCAACUUCAAGUGCUUCAGACACUUACUACAACCAGGCGACAGCCGCAGCAGCCUAUGGGGAUUAUAAUUCUUACUUGCAGGCUGUGUCUCAGCACUACUCUCAGACACACAUGGCCCAAGCAGCUUUACAAUCUGGUUAUCAACAAAGAGCAGCAAACAAGGAGGCAGACAUGUCCAAAGCUGUCUUGGGAACCUCGCUUCAGAGUGCUAGCAAUGGCAGUGUCAGAUGCACUCCCCAGUCGGCUGCAAUGCCAGCGUACAACUCUGUAUCCUUGAUGUCUGGAUACCUGGUCGGACAGCCACCAGCAGCCAGCUCUGUGACCCCUUUACAAACUGGACGUGCUGGCUUAGACUGGAGCCAGUACUAUUAUAGCAAUUCAAGGGGUCAGAAGAGAGAUUAUUCCCAUCUGCCAUCCCAAGAAGCAACACCAGAGGAAGGAUACGUUGGUCAGCAUUCACAGGGGCUGGGGGGUCAAUAUGCAGACUCGUAUUUCAAAAAGAAGAGAAUUUAGAGGGAUUGCAGCACCGACAGUACCUCUCAGUUUUGUUUCCCCCGUGUGCUUUAUUAUCGUAUCUCUACUAAAGUUGCUGAACUCUGAACCAUGUCUUCUCAGUUGAUGUUUAAAAAGAGAAACAUUUUCAAUUUUAAAUGUGCAUUUUUAUAAUGCAUACUUACCUCUUUUGUAUGUGCAUUAAUGCAGAGAGACCUUAUUGCUGGUUAUUAAAUGUUCACGACUAUGUUCAUGUUAAGGGGCUUGUUUAUGAGUUGUCUUAAAAAAUAAUAAUUUAUAUAAUGGAAGAACUCAACCCUGUAUAAAUUUCUACUUUUAAUAAAAGGUGAAAUUUGCUCAAUUCCCAGAUAGUGUUUUUCAGUUUGAUUUGAUUUGCAAACUUUUGCAACACAGGCUUUUUUGAUUACAGGUUCACCCGAUAUCCAUAUUCAACCAAGCAAAUAUAUACAUGAACCAUUUUUUUGCAAGAGUAAGACUUGUAUGGACCCUACUCUGGGUUUUAUUUGAGUUUUUAUGUUUUUGUCAUUUCUAUUCAGUCAGACACUGUAGUGAAAGAAGUAGUAAAUGCAACAAUCCAGUUCUAGAAGAGUUUUCUUAUGAAUUAGAGCCAAUGAAUUUGACAGACAUUGGAGUGGUGGUCAUGACCCUUCUACACACACACACACGUGUGUGUGUGUAUAUUAAUAGGGCCAUUUUAAAUGUAGUCUGUUUUAUAGGGUGAAAAAGCAAAAACAGGUCAAGUUAUUUUAGACAGAGGUGUUUUUUUGAAGUAUUUUUUAUAUUUUACAGACAACUGUUUUGUAACUCUAAACUUCGUAAAACUUGUAAUUUCUACUUCAAAUUCUUGAGUCCAUUUUAUUAUGCAAGAUAACAGAACAUGUGUUCAUUUUGCAAGCCUGUUUCCUGAUUUAACAUUUCAGCUACAUUCUAUUGCUUAUACUGUGGAUACGUACUUUUUUCUAAGAGCAUUUGAAAAUGUUGAAGCAUGCAUACCUUUUUACAUUGUUUUUAAUUUAAUAAAUGUAUUUUUCAAGAAUAGACAAAUGGAUGCUUCAUUUGUCAUGCUUUUAUUUAAACUUUCAAAUGGGGAUUUAUUUAUAACUAACUACGUGUGUGUUUAGUAUACUGUUUCUAGCCGUUGUGAAUGAGUUUAACCAAAAACGACUUUUUGCUAUUACAGUACAUUCCAUUUGCAUUGAGCAAAGUAACGUUUUUUUUUUUAGACAACGUAUCUGUUUAUUUACUGGAAAGUUUGUAAGCAGACACAUUUACUGGUAGUUUGUUUUUUUUCUCUCCAUUUUGCUCGCAUGCUUUGUUUUUGGUACAGAAUAUACUGUAUAUUG
Polyodon spathula (Mississippi paddlefish) is the source of this 3974-nucleotide messenger RNA. Its product is annotated as ribonucleoprotein PTB-binding 2-like. Gene Ontology annotation, molecular function: mRNA binding. The record is from RefSeq and is a predicted model, not a curated record. Lineage: Eukaryota; Metazoa; Chordata; Actinopteri; Acipenseriformes; Polyodontidae. Gene Ontology annotation, cellular component: cytosol; ribonucleoprotein complex. Bases 64 to 2631 code for a protein of 855 amino acids. The transcript is spliced from 16 exons.